CCACAGCCACUAGAAGCAGCCGAAGCGGGAGCCGAAAGAAGUGUGGUGUCCACCGACAACAAAAAUAGCAGCGAUAUGACGCGGCUUAGUGACAGCGGCGUGCGGCGGCGGAAUGAGACGGUGUGCGGCGACGGAGAGCAGAGCCGCUCGUUUGAUUGGCCAUCGCGGUCGGAGGAUGAGGAGGACCACCCCAACAGCAGCAAGUGGGUGCGGACGGAAGGGCCGACGGCGCAAGAGCUGCUGUCGCUCUUUCGAGACGCGCGGGACUCUCCGUUUGAGUUCCUUCUGGGCGACGAGGAUUGCGCGGCACGCUUCCGCCGCAGCUGCUCUGUCUCGCUGAGCACGAGCAGCUUCGGCGUGUGUCUUGGCCGCGGCAACUACGGCUUUGUUGUUCCUGCCGUGCUCAGGACCGACACAGGCGAGGCAAAGGAGAACGCAAGGGACAAAAGCAGAAGCUUCUGUCGCAGCGAUGACAACGUCAUGCGUGGGACGGAGCCGCGUCCGGUGGUGGCCAUCAAGGUCAGUCGUCUCCAGGCAGCGUGGUCACUCGAUGAGGUGGUAUUCCUGCGCCGCGUCACGGAGCGUCGCCAGUCGCUGGAGCAGGAGGUGAAGGCACUGCAGGAGCAACUACAGGCAGCUGCCGGUGCAACGGAUGCGGUGGAACGUGGCCCACUGGAGGCGCAGUUGCAGGAUCGGAGCACGUUGUUAGGCGGAGCACGCCUUGUCUCAAGUCUCGUUGGUGAUGUGAUGUACGACGUCGCUCGCGAUGCGCUGCUGCUCCCACUUGAGUUCUACCCUUCCUCCCUAGGCGACUGCAUUCGGGCGCGGCGCAGGCGCAAUUCCAGCUCAUUUCCCACGUGUGGCAUGUUCACCGACACCCUGACGGGCGGCGGCAGUAGCAGCAGUCACUACAACAACAACAACAACAAUAACAGUGUUGGCGGCGGUAAUGAUGCUGUCAUCACCCAAUAUUUUUCCGUAGAGGAGGUGCGUCAUGUGGCGCGGAGCCUCUGCUACGCACUGCACUUCCUUCACACCGCCUGUUCCCUCUGUCACCUCGACGUGAAGGCGGAGAACAUUCUUCUUUCGCGAAUGUGGGGGCCGGAGGAGUGCGGCGCCACGAUGUCCACCUUCUCGCUAACUGCCUGCAGUGACAGUGACCCGCUACCGCAGGUGGUGCUUGGCGAUCUCGGUCUCGCGCAACCCCUCGGCACCCCAAUCCAGCAGCUCGGCGACUUCAGCACGAUGGCGCCGGAGGUGUACUGGGCGAGCGCGUGCAACAAUGUCAGCUACGCCGCCUACCGUACCCCCGUGUUCAGUGGAUCCAGUGAUAUAUGGAGCGUUGGCUGUGUCCUGCUGCAGAUGAUGAAUGGACUCGAGUAUGGGGCGUGGGGUGCGUCUCAUAUAUUCUCAGCGAUGGAGGAGAAUUUCGUCUCACCGGCGGUGUGUCACCCAGAGAUGUGGCCGAUGGAGCUGAACGA
Molecule: messenger RNA, 1481 nt
Organism: Trypanosoma grayi
Lineage: Eukaryota; Euglenozoa; Kinetoplastea; Trypanosomatida; Trypanosomatidae
Product: putative protein kinase
Exons: 1
Biological process (GO): protein phosphorylation
Cellular component (GO): cytoplasm
Molecular function (GO): ATP binding; protein serine/threonine kinase activity
Source: RefSeq, a predicted model, not a curated record